Messenger RNA from Pecten maximus, 9283 nucleotides. RefSeq names its product E3 ubiquitin-protein ligase UBR5-like. NCBI's taxonomy places the organism in Eukaryota, Metazoa, Mollusca, Bivalvia, Pectinida, Pectinidae. The transcript has 48 exons. Bases 128 to 9274 code for a protein of 3048 amino acids. Gene Ontology annotation, cellular component: nucleus. The record is from RefSeq and is a predicted model, not a curated record. Gene Ontology annotation, molecular function: RNA binding; ubiquitin-protein transferase activity; zinc ion binding. Gene Ontology annotation, biological process: regulation of double-strand break repair; protein polyubiquitination; DNA damage response.
UCUUCACCAUCGGAAGACGGCAAGAUGGCGCACAUGUUAGUGUGGCGUCGAGAACAUUAAUUUUAUAUCACUUAAUUAUCAUAUUUCUAGACCAUUUUAACAUUCAAGAUUUAGCCGUUUUGUAAAGAUGACUUCUGUCCAUUGCGUGGUGCAUCCAUUACCAGGCACCGACGACCAGCUUAAUGACAGAUUACGAGAAGUAGCUGAGAAGAUCAGUCACCAUGGCUUUUCUAGUCCACUGGCAUUUUCCGCCAUCAGAAAUCUGACAGUUGUACAGUGUGUAGUUGGACCAAACUACAUAGCACUACUACUUGAGGAUGGAAGAAUUUGUCGUAUUUCUUUUGCCGUUGUCAAUGACCGAUUGGAUCUCAACAAAUCUGAAAACAAGCCAACGACAAAGGUGAGUCGUCCUGAACGUGAGAGGACAUCGGUGCCUAGAGCAGGAACACAUGUUGUCGACAGUCCCAUGGUACUGGUGUCGGAUGUCCUCGGAUCCAAUGCUGAACAGACUGCCGGACGCUGGGGCACUGCAGUAACUACGGCUGGUGGGGCGGUGUCGCGCAAUAACAACCAACAGGCCUACAGUCGCAUGCAGAGAGCGGUUCAUGUAAGCAGAGGUCGGAGGUCAGGGGUCAUCGUAGGGACACGACCUCUAGUCCCUGCUUCUGUCGUCCCAGAAGACCUCAUCAGUCAGUGUCAAGUGGUUUUACAGGGAAAGUCAAGAAACUUAAUUAUCCGAGAACUUCAGAGAACAAAUUUAGAUGUUAACCUGGCCGUAAACAACUUGUUAAGCCGUGAUGAUGAGGGAGAAGCGGAUGAUGACGACAGCCAGGAUUCGUACAUGCCAGAUGAUCUUAUCUCUCUCCUUGACUCGGGGAUACAUGCUGACCAUCCAAGCGUGAUCAUUGAUGCGGACACCAUGUAUAAUGAAGAUGUGUUUGGGUACUCCACUCUCCGUACCAGGGGCUCGGGAACGAGAUCGAGGCUAGGUGACAGAGAAAGAGAUUUGGACCGUGACAGAGAAAGGGAGUCAAUAUUCCGUAUCCGUGACCGACGACGACUUGACACCACUUUACGUGAUGAGGCUCUGAAAGCACUAGAUCGUGACAAGGCAGAAAACAUGGAGGCAGAAAAUCUGAAGAAACAGACUUUGACCGGUCAAAGCCCUGUCGCUUUGGGUGAGGAGCUGCAAUUCUGGACUGAAAAGGAAGGAAAUUGUCCCAAAUUUUCCCACAUUGCUGCAAUGCACUCUGAGCUGGUUGCUGUAGGAACUAAUGGACAGCUCUACAGCUGGAGAUGGAAUGACCCUGAACCCUACAAAAAUCUAGAUAACCCAAACCUGAAACACCCAAAGGUCACGUCUCUGUGCUUAGUCAACGAGAAGAUUGUUGGUCUGUCAGCAUGCAAUGUACGUGCAUCUGUGUUCACCGAGUCGGACAAAGUUGCCACCUGGGUUGACGAGACUUUGAACACUGUUUCAUCAAAACUGGAGCAUGUUGCUCAGACAUUCCCAGAAUUCACCACAGACAAAAUCGUCUCGCUUCACACAUGUUCACUCUACACGUGUGCCAGACUGGAAAGUGGCGCCCUCUACUGGUGGGGCGUCAUGCCAUUUGCUCAGAGGAAGAAGUUGGUGGAAAGGACAAAAUCUAAGAAAAAGAAGACAAAAGAUGGCCCAGCUGCCGCAUCCUCUUCAGGGACCAGUGAUAUUGUCACAGGAACAUUGGUUUGCCUGCGGAGUUCCCCAAUGUACCAUGCUGGUGCACUGGCAUUUGCGACAAUUGAUGGUGUGCCUAAGGUUGGUCAGUUACUUGGAUCUGCCUGGUCACUGAGCGAUACCUGUCGAUUCAAACUCAUCAAGACUCCACCUAGUGAACCUAAACCAGAAGUGAAGAUGGAAGUGAAGGUCAAUGAGAGCCGCAUGGAAAUGCCGCCUCCUCCUUCUCCAGAUUCCUCCACAUGUAGUGACCACAGUGGCCCCACGCUAGUCAGCCCAGCUUCACUCAAGAGAAAGAAAGCUCCAACUCCAAUCAAGGAGGUAGAAAAGAAGGAUGAAGAAAGCUGGCCUUUAAAGAAUGUGAUAUUUGUUGAGGAUGUGAAAACUGUACCUGUCGGAAAAGUUCUGAAGGUUGAUGGAGCGUAUGCUGCCGUGAGGUUCCAGGUGAAGGACAACCCAGAAGCAGGGAAGGAAGACCUGACCAGUCUGCUUCAGGACUGUCGACUUCUCAGGAAAGAUGACCUACAGGUUGUGAAAAGUGCGAGUGCGCCGCGGCUGCCAGAUUGUUUCCAAAAGACACCUAAGAAAGUAACAAUCUCUGAAAAUGGUCAGAUCUUGGCAGUGGCUGUCGACUGUGAUGGGAUCCAUGUCAUCUGUCGAUCUGGGGCUCGUCUUAGUUACCUUGUGUAUAACCUGACGACAGGCAAGGUUGAACAAGACUCAGUGUUCCCAACAGAUGCUCAAGCCUUUAUGGGUAGUCACCGAAGUGACAUUACCCUACAUAAUACAGGAGAUGAGCUGCUGGUUCAGCUACAGGACGGAAACGGCGCUAUCUAUCCACUGGCAAAGGAUUGUACAGAGGGAAUCCGCGAUCCUCUCUGGUUAAACCUACCUCCAGUCCGAUGUCUUGGAAUGCGAGUACAAUCUCUAAACAACAUGAUACCCAACAUGAAGAACAAGGCAGCUGUACUAGUGCUUGCUGUCGAGCUACAAGUCCUGAUUCCCCACAUUCUCCGCUGUAACCUUGAGAAAGUCAAAUCUAUUCUUGCUUCCCUAGAGAAAGAACCAGGGACAGCGUCAAGUCAAAAAAUGUUACAAGAUGUGCUCCGUGAACACUGUGAUGGUAACAGAAACAUCAUGCACACGUGUGUGGCAAUGUGUGUUCCUACGUCAAACAAAGACUAUGACAAUGAUACUGCUGCAGCUGGGACGACAACAACUACCACUCCUACCACCACUACAAGUACCAGUGCCUUCACAUCUGCUCUGGAGGCCAUUAAUGCUGUUAGCAGCGCUGUCGAUGCUCUCGCUGCCAUACAGUCCCGAUCUACCACCGACCCCAGCUCUCGCAGUGUGACCCUGCGUGAGAUGAUGCGCCGAGCUUCAUCUGCAGCACGAGCUGUGAGUGGUAUGGAAGUCAGGGAAAGGGAAGAAAGAGAUGAGGCUACCAUAGCAACACCAACCAUUUCCUGGAACCCUGACCCGCCCCCUAGCUACGAGUCACUGUACCCUGAGGUUAGCACCAUCUCCAUGGCUCCAGUCAAGCUAGAGGAGAAGGAACGCCGCACCAUUGCUGUUCAGAUGCUGCGCCUUUUGUGUGAUUCACCCGCUCUGCAGCCUCAUCUUCGGGAUCUCCUCUCUGCUAGGAAUGCUGAGGGAUGUACACCAUUCAUGCAAGCCGUGAAAGGAUGUGCCUAUGCAGGGGCCAUUACAUUAUUUGAAUGUGCAAAGAAGAUCGCUAGCUGUGACUCAGGUGAAAUUGACAAACCAUCUUUGAUGAGUAUGGUCUACCCGACAGGAUCAAGUCUAGAUAAUUCACCGCUACAAGUGUUGUGUUGUAAUGAUACCUGUAGUUUUACCUGGACUGGCCGUGAGCACAUUAAACAGGACAUCUUCGAGUGCAAAACCUGUGGACUAACUGGGUCGCUGUGUUGCUGUACAGAGUGUGCCCGAGUUUGUCAUAAGGGCCAUGACUGCAAGAUGAAGAAAACAUCACCAACUGCAUACUGUGAUUGUUGGGAAAAGUGUAAAUGUAAGGCGCUCAUUGCUGGACAGCAAGGGCCACGCUUUGACCUCCUCAACAGACUCUUGUCGGAGACUGACCUUGUUGUUCUGCCAAACAGCAGGGGAGAGAACAUUCUAUUGUUCCUUGUGCAGACCGUGGGCCGACAGGUUGUCGAGCAGCGUCAGUACAGGGCAUCACGGCCUCGAGUUCCAGCCCCCCGCAAGCCGAUCCUUCCCGACAUAGGUCAGUGGACCCCAAGGCCCACUGGACACAAAUAUAACAAAACUAGCAAAUCCCAGCAAGCCACAAAUGUUGAAAUGCCUGAGCAUGACCUUGACCCUCCACGGUUCAGUCGACGUGCACUGGAGCGGAUCCUGAAUGACUGGACAGCAGUCAAGGCUAUGAUCCUGAGUGGGAAGAAACAAUCCAGAACUAGUUCCCCGGAUCUGAUGUAUGAGGACCAGCUCUAUCUUGACAGUCAGAGUGGCACUGCCAGAUUGGACAAGUUCACUCACAACCUCCUGGUCAAAUGUAGUACAGAGAUGCUUGACACCUUGCUCACAACGUUGAUUCGGGAGAUGCAAAAUGACAGUGUUGAGGGUAGAAAGGCUGAAGCACGCACCAUCGCACAGAGAUUUCUACGCUCCGUUGCCAGGAUCUUUGUUGUGUUCAAUGUAGAAAUGACGCCCUCUACUAACAAGAAAAAGAGUUCCACCUUGACAUCCUGCCAGCCCUUGGUGAAAUGUAAGCGAGCAUUCCAGGCUUUGAUUAACAUUGCUAUCGAGGAACUCUGUGAGAUUGCCAACUCUCUGAUUGCACCUGUCCGUAUGGGUGUCACGCGACCCACAGCUCCAUUCUCCCUUGUUUCAGCGAAUGGGGAAGCAAUACAGGGAAGUGAGGAGGUCUUUAAUGUCGACCCGAUCCCUCCGCGGUCAGAACCGUCGGACACCGACACGCAUCCUGUUACAGCCUACAUACCACACCCUAGCCAAGCACGCCGCCAGCCAGCCCAUCAGAACACUGACCGCGAUGAUGAUGAUAUCAUGGCCGCAGAUGUUGAGGAGGUUGAAGUGGUUGAUGGAGGAGAGGAUGAAGGUAGUGACCAUGAUGACCGUGAUGAUCACCAAUCAGAGCACUCGGAUGCAGAUCAUGGCCAGGCUGAGCAGGAGGAAGGUGUUGCGGAGAGUGAUAUGGAUCUUGACCUCCUCGCCGAGUCAGAUAGCGACAGUGAUAGUAGUCAUAGCAACCAGGAUAACGUCAGUGUACAGCGAAGUGCUGUGACUGCUGCAACAGCAGGCUCAGAUGCUGGCCUUGGUAGCUUGGCUCACUUCUCGGAGGAUUCGGGUGAAUCAUCCAAUCAGGAGGACGACUAUGAGAGCGACGGUGAUCAGAGUGACCAAAAUGACGCAGAUGACAUGAAUUAUAUUGAUGAACAGCUGGAACGAUGUAACACCUCAGGUACUCAUGGUCAGAGAACUCUCCAGGCUCCUCAGACAAUGCAAUGGGCCAUCCGACAAAGGGAGGCAACCACAGCCCGUCCUCCACCUGCCACGGGUACUACCACAAAUACAGGAGGAAGUGGAGGCUUAAUAUACAUUGACCCAACAACUCUUAGACGAACAACAACAGUCACUACAACAACCCCAGCCGUACAGGAUACAGCCGUCACCAUGACAACCACAGCUAGCCAGUUGGCUCGUGCAUUUGGGAUUGUGGUGCGACAGAUCGCCGACCUACUAACAAUGUUACAGGAUUAUCAUGCACUGGCGCCCAGUUUACCACGUGUACUCGAUAUAACUGAUCAGGACUCUAUUGACCUGCAGCUCUACACAGAGGACCAUCUGAAGAUUACAUGGGAAUGGUUAGUAGAUGUUAUGGAUGCCACUGAGGCACAACUACGGUUUGGCUCAGCACUCAGCCAUACCACUGACCCCGCCAACCCAGGUCAUCCUCUCCAUAGUAACUACGUUCGUACCAUGCGGGACCGCACGACCCGCGAGGAGAACCGUAUAUUACAGGUCCUGGACAGACGCCGUGCACGAUUUGGAACCAUAGGUUCUGAUGGAAAUGUUGCACGACGGGACUUCCUCAACUAUGCUUUGUCCCUAAUGAGAUCGCACAAUGAUGAACACUCAGACACGCUCCCUAGUCUCGAUAUAUCUGCCAUGCGUCACGUUGCAUAUGUCUUUGAUGCACUGAUUUACUACAUGCGCAGUAGCACUGACACAGACAGUGAGGUGUUCCGUGAUGGAAUCUCCGUAAUUUCCUGGGACCAUGAUGAGAAUGAAAAUGAGGAACAUGAGGAUGAACCGGUAAACAACAGUCUGUCAAUGGAUGCGGAGAGUGUUGAUGGUGAAAGUGAUGUAACUGCAAAAUCUGGACGAAAACAUUCAUUCUUCCAUCGAACUGACUCAACAAUUUUCCUGGGAUGUCCACCACCUGACCCUUUCCAGACACCUCUUGUGGAAGCACUGCCAUUAGCUGAUCAACCCCACCUGCUGCAACCUAAUGCACGCCGUGAGGACAUGUUUGGUAUGAUACACCAUUCCGUUCCGCCACACAAAGGGAGCGCCGAUUCAGGCGCUUCACAGUCCUCGCCACAUCGAACUCAUUUUGAUAAACUUCCGGUACGAAUGGGAUUUGCUAGUCGUUUGUCCGAAUCAUCUCAGACAGCCGGACAAUCAAGUGGACUUGUGUUUUCUGCAACAGGAGGUGUACAACAGCCAUCCUUGACCCCUGACCUGGGAUUUAGUAACCCAAGUGUAAUUGUGAAACCAUCUAAUGCAUCCAGUGCUGGGGCCACACCAGUGCCCAUGGAUACAAGCAACAGAGCUAGCGUUGAAACGAUCGUUCAACAGGCUACCAAUAUAGUCCUACAGGGCAGUUCUUCACUGGGGUCAAGUUCUGGAAUCUUGGGGUCAAGUUCUGGGGUCACUUCUGCUCUGUCUGAUAUGGAUACAGAAUCUCCAGCAUCACCAGUCUUAUCUAAAACAAAGGUUGAAAAUUUGGGUCAAGGCCAACAGGCAAGUGUUAUUGUUCAUGCUAGCUCGUCCUCAUCCCAAACUCCCAUGAUGGCCCAGCCUCCAUCGUCGCAAGGUGUUGCACUGUCACAUGAUGUUCUCAUGAUUCCAGCCAGAUCGGACAGUAUGACGUUUGGUGCAGGGAACCGUAGCAACCCAAUUAUAACUUCGGCAAGUAGUGAACUUACUCUGACUGGACUUAGCAAUCUUGAUCAGGGGUCGUCAUCUUCAGGUCAAAGGUCAUCAACCCAGAGUCAAAGUUCAACCAUGGAUAUUAGCACCAGCAUGGAUUUGUCACAGGGGUCUAUGCUUCACAGCGGAGAAACCUCAUCUGCCCCGACAGGAAGUAGUCUAUCAGCUCCUCCUAGUGGCAGUUUGUCAACAGGACCCAGUAUUCCAUCAUCUGGAUCCCUCUCGACUCUUCCGUCAUCUUCCAUUGGCACUAGUCUUGGUGACACAAUUCCAAGUUCCAGUCUGGACGCGCCAGUAGAUAUUGUUGGAGCUCAUGAAAAUGUGUCCAACACAGUUGUUGUGGAGACCUCUCAGACUGGAGUACCUUCCCCUGCCACAGGAACACAAGCUCCUAACAGGCACCAGAGUAAUGAGCAGAUGUAUAUUGGUCACAUGACACUGGUGUCACAUGACGUAUUGCUGGGACGAUGGCGUCUGGCCCUGGAAUUGUUUGGUGGUGUAUUUUGUGAUGAUGUGGGAGCAGAGCCAGGAUCUGUCAUCAGCGAACUCGGAGGAUUCCCAGUCAAAGAGAGCAAGUUCAGGCGUGAAAUGGAGAAGAUACGAAACUCACAACAGAAAGAUCUCACAUUAGAGGUGGAACGAGACAGGAACCUGUUGAUUAUCCAGGCCUUCAGACAACUCAAUACGCUCUUCAACCGACGCACCAACAGCAACAGUCAGCCAUUAGCUGUUCACCGGGUCAAGGUCACAUUCAAAGACGAGCCUGGUGAGGGCAGCGGUGUUGCCAGAAGCUUCUACACCGCCUUGGCUAAUGCGGUGCUGUCUCAAGAAAAACUUCCAGCGCUGGAUGGUGUAAUGGUUGGAGGCAAGAGUCUACAGUACAGUUUGAUACAAAGAGCUCGGUCGCGUGAACGUGAACGAGACCGACAGAGAGCGGCCGUCCAGCGACAGAGAAGUCGAGACCGUGAGACUCGACGUACACUCUCCUAUGAUGCCCCACCAUUCUACAUGCCAGCUGAAAGCGCCACAGCUAAUCCUGCGACCACACCCCCUAGUGUUGCUGUACCAAACCCCACAGAGGGGGCAGGGGUGCCCCCUCCCGAGGGCAGCAACAGUGACACCAUAUCACAGUAUCGCAGACAAUUGGGUGAACGCUUGUAUCCAAGGGUUAGGGUUUUACAGCCAUCACUGGCCCCCAAAGUCACAGGAAUGCUGCUGGAGUUAUCCCCGGCCCAACUUCUGUUGAUGCUCACAUCAGAGGAAACACUACGGCAACGUGUGGAUGAAGCUGUCGACAUCAUCCUCUCACACGGCAGAGAGCUUAGUGCUGAAGCACUACUUGACCUAGAUAUAUUUAAUUUAUCCUCAUCUGACAAGAAAAAGAAAUCAACCACAUCUGAUCGUCGUAGCGAUGUCGAGGAAGAAGAUGAUUUAGAAGAUAGUGCCCCAUUAUUCUGGCAACCAGGGAAACGAGGAUUUUAUUCUCCAAGACCGGGAAAAAAUACAUCUGAACGGCUGAAUGCCUUUAGAAAUGUUGGACGGGUACUCGGUUUGUGUCUAUUACAAAAUGAAUUAUGUCCACUUUUCCUCAAUCGACAUGUUCUGAAAUACAUCUUGGGGCGUAAAAUCGGCUGGCACGAUUUGGCAUUUUUUGAUCCUGUCAUGUACGAGAGUCUACGCCAGCUCGUCCAAGAUUCUGAGAUGAGGGAUGCCUCUCUUCUAUUCACUGCCCUCGACAUGAACUUCUGUGUAGAGCUGUGUGCUGAAGAGGGAGGGGAGCAAGUUGAGCUGAUGACGAAUGGGUCGGAUGUUGAAGUGAAUGCUCAGAAUGUACAUGACUAUGUACGACGUUAUGCUGAAUAUAGAAUGGUUAAGGUGGCCGAUAAGGCACUCAAGAACCUGCGCCUUGGUGUAUUUGACGUAAUACCAUCCAACUCCCUAGAAGGACUUACAUCAGAGGACCUGCGUCUGCUUCUAAACGGUGUUGGUGACAUUAACGUGCAGACUCUCAUCAGCUACACAUCGUUCAAUGAUGAGAGUGGUGAAAAUAACGAUAAAGUACAGAGGUUCAAGCGUUGGUUUUGGUCAGUUGUUGAGAAGAUGAACAAUCACGAACGUCAGGACCUGGUAUAUUUCUGGACAUCAAGUCCUGCAUUACCAGCUAGUGAGGAAGGAUUUCAGCCGAUGCCAAGCAUCACAAUACGACCAGCAGACGAUGACCAUCUCCCUACGGCCAAUACUUGUAUCUCACGUCUCUAUAUCCCUCUCUACUCCUCCAAGCUCGUACUUCGUAGUAAACUUAUCUUGGCCAUCAAAACUAAAGCGUUCGGAUUUGUCUGAGAUGGACAG